AUGGAGGCAGUGAGAAGGUCGAGAGCAGAUUGGAGGUAUCCCACCUCUCUGCUAUGCAUCUAUGGAUUCUUCAGCACAGUCAAACCUCUGGAGCCGUUCCUCAUCCCAUACCUGACCGGACCAGACAAGAAUCUAACAAUAGAAGAGGUAAACAAUCAGAUUUUCCCAGUGUGGACAUAUUCGUACCUGUCCGUGCUGGUGCCGGUGUUCGUGCUGACUGACUGGCUCCGUUACAAGCCUGUGGUGGUGUUCCAGUGUUCCAACCUUUUCGUUACCACAGCUAUGUUACUCUGGACUCAAAGUGUGCCAGCUAUGCAGGCCAUGCAGUUCUUCUACGGGGUGGUGACAGCCAGUGAGGUGGCCUAUUUCUCCUACAUCUACAGUGUCAUUGAUGUGAAGAGGUAUCGGAGGGCCACAUCUUACUGCCGUAGCAUCCAACUCUUCGGGCACACAGUGGGCUCUGUGCUGGGCCAGCUUUUGGUCAGCUUUAACCUCAUGUCCUACAACAACAUGCUGGUAUUUACUCUGGUUCUGACUACCAUCGCUCUCCUCACAUCCUUCUUCCUGCCAAUGCCACAACGGAGCAUGUUCUUCCACCGCAAAGACAUGGGUCAUAAAACUGUAGCAGAAGGAACAAAAAAUGAUGUGGAUAGGACUGUAGGUUCAACCAGAGCAAAAUUCUCUGUAGAAUUCAAUUCUGCAGGGACACUGGAAGAAAAGGGACCUAAGGCUGAGGAAACCAAGGAAUAUGAUGGUGCAGACAGCUGUGGCAAAGUCCUCCUUCACAUAUGGAAGGAUUUUUACCAGUGUUAUUCCUCCAGAUAUCUGCUCUACUGGUCGGUGUGGUGGGCACUGGCCACCUGCGGCUACAACCAGACUGUCAACUAUGUGCAGGUGCUAUGGGAGCAUGUGCAGCCUUCUCAGAACUUCAGCAUCUACAAUGGAGGGGUGGAGGCAGUAUCUAAUCUUUUGAGUGCAGCAACAGCGUAUGGUAUAGGCUUCACCGAAGUGAGAUGGGAACAGUGGGGAGAGCUGGCCCUGGGUGGUUUUUCUGGACUCGGGGCAGCAGCGCUCUUCCUCAUGACCUUCGUAAGAAACAUCUGGGUGUGCUACACUUGUUAUGUCAUCUUCAAGUGUCUGUACAUGCUCCUGAUUACAAUAGCCAUGUACCAGGUUGCAGCUGACCUCUCAAUGGAAAGAUAUGCCCUGGUAUUUGGAGCAAACAACUUUGGAGCCUUGUGUCUACAGACAGUUAUCACAUCUGUUGUUGUUGACAGUGAAGGACUGGGUCUAUCCAUAAUACCUCAGUUUACAGUAUAUGCCAGCUACUUCUCAGUCAUCGCUAUUAUUUUUUCCGUUCGAGGAGUGUUUAUAAUUUGGAAAACAAAAGAAAACAAAGGGAUCCCUCCUGACAAAAGUGAAUCUCCAGACUUUGAAGAACACAGAUUCUGAAUAUGAAGAAAUCGACGCCGUCAGCUGAAAGCAUUAGUUGUACUUUUAUCCCCACUGGGUGAAAAUGGGAACAUGGCAGU
Messenger RNA from Sphaeramia orbicularis (orbiculate cardinalfish), 1532 nucleotides. RefSeq names its product solute carrier family 19 member 3a (gene slc19a3a). Gene Ontology annotation, cellular component: plasma membrane. Bases 1 to 1452 code for a protein of 483 amino acids. Gene Ontology annotation, molecular function: vitamin transmembrane transporter activity. Gene Ontology annotation, biological process: transmembrane transport; vitamin transport. The record is from RefSeq and is a predicted model, not a curated record. The transcript is spliced from 7 exons. NCBI's taxonomy places the organism in Eukaryota, Metazoa, Chordata, Actinopteri, Kurtiformes, Apogonidae.